This is a messenger RNA of Truncatella angustata, 2658 nucleotides long. RefSeq lists its product as uncharacterized. Gene Ontology annotation, molecular function: peptidase activity; protein binding. The record is from RefSeq and is a predicted model, not a curated record. The transcript is spliced from 3 exons. The coding region runs from base 1 to 2658 and encodes 885 amino acids. Gene Ontology annotation, biological process: glutathione catabolic process; proteolysis. NCBI's taxonomy places the organism in Eukaryota, Fungi, Ascomycota, Sordariomycetes, Amphisphaeriales, Sporocadaceae.
AUGGUGGGCGCUCCUCCGCACACGACACCGGCGUUGAACCACGUCCUGAAGCACGACAGCUCUGUGCUAGCAUUAGUCGUCGGGAACGAUAGCGUCUACGCCGGUACUCAGGAUGGCCAGAUCGUCGUAUGGUCGCUGGGCACCUUCGAGCAGAGACACCGGAUACAAGCCCACAAGCGUAGCGUCAUGUGCUUGUUCCUUUCCGAUGAUGGAUCACUUCUCUUCUCCAGCGCGAGCGACCCCAUCGUCAACGUUUGGUGCCCACGGUCAAUGACGAGGCUCUACGAGAUAUACAGCACCUACGACUCCUUCGGCGACAUCUACUCGCUCGCCUACUCUUCUCAGUACGAGACGGUCUAUUACGGCGCACAAAACACCACCAUCCAGUGGAUUGGGCUGAAGGACGAGGGCCGGAGUGUGAGCCAGGACUCAGCAAGUCAUCCCGACCGACGAAACCACCGAUUCUUCGAUUCCCGGGCUCUCAGCGGUGCCGAAACUCCACGACCCACAGACGAGCGAUACGAUCUCAUUCCGCGCUCACACACCGUCCUCGAGACAGACAUAAGAUGCAACAAGCAGUAUGCGCACUUUGGCUUUGUUUUUUGUAUGUUAAUGGCCAAGGGCGUCACCGGGUCAGUCGACCCGGAAGAUGACGUGUUGAUAUCGGGAGGUGGAGACGGCACCAUCAAGCUCUGGAAACUCGGAGGCAAAGAGGUUGGACUUGACGGUAUCGAGAAUGGCUUGGAAGAGAUCAUGCGCCUCGGAGAAGACGAAGGCCAAUCUGUCAUGUCCUUGGCCAUUGACGGGUCCUUUCUAUACAGCGGCAAGAUCAAGGGCAUCAUCGAGCUGUGGGACCUCGACACCAAACAAAAGCUGAGGGUCAUCAAAGCACAUAGAGGCGAUGUCAUGGCUCUACAGAUGGGAUGGGGCUACCUCUGGAGCGCUGGUGCCACUGGUACUGCAAGUAAACACAGCACUGUACACUACGGCGAAUACCAGUCGAACACUUUACAGAAUGUCAGCCAGAAAUACCAGCUCCUUACUCAGUUCAAGGCACACGACGGCAAGAUUCUGGCAUCGGCUGUCACCAACCAUGACGGGAAACAGUUAUUCAUUACCGGAGCCAACGAUAACAACGUCGCUGUCUGGGUCGUGGAGAACCCGCCUGCCACCGAGCAAUCUCCGCUCGAGGCUGACGAAGACAUGAUGAUUUCGAGCCUACGAGAAUUUGUCUCCUUCAAGACCGUAUCCUCACGGCCUGAGUUUGCGGAGGACUGUCGCCGCGGGGCUACAUUCCUUCGAGCCCUGUUCCGGAAACUGGGAGCCGAUGUACAAAUGCUGAGCACGGGGAGCAACAACUAUCAUCCCGUUGUGUUUGCCAAGUUUACUGGAAAGCUUGAACCUGUUCGGAAGCGAAAGCGCAUCCUUUUCUACGGUCACUACGACGUUGUGUCUGCGGAUUCGAAGAACAACAAAUGGAACAGCGACCCCUUUCAACUCAAGGGCACCAACGGCUAUUUGUACGGUCGAGGUGUUAGCGAUAACAAAGGCCCCAUCAUGGCGGCCCUGUAUGCCGUUACAGACCUCAUGCAAGCCAAAUCCUUGGACUCUGACAUCAUCUUUCUGAUUGAGGGCGAGGAAGAGUCCGGCUCGCGCGGUUUUCGAGAAACUAUCCGCCAAAACAAGGAUCGUAUUGGCAACAUUGACUACAUUCUCUUGGCCAACAGCUACUGGCUCAAUGACGAUACGCCUUGCUUGACAUACGGUUUGCGUGGUGUUUUGCAUGCCACUGUGUGUGUCGAAUCCAAGAAUCCAGAUCUACAUUCAGGUGUCGACGGCAGUCACAUGUUGAACGAGCCAGUCGGCGAUUUAACUACCCUCAUGGCUAAACUCAAAGGCCCAAAGAAUCGAGUACUCAUCCCCGGCUUCUACGAUGGAGUGUUGCCACUCAAACCAGAAGAGGAGGCACGGUACGAUGAUAUUGUCUCCGUACUCGUCAAACAGAAUCCUGACAACAACUCUGCAAACACUCUCAAGUCUUCCCUGAUGGCCCGAUGGCGCGAGCCGAACCUGACCGUCCACGGCUAUAAGGUGUCGGGCCCAGAAGGCAGUCUGGUGAGCAGCCACGCAAGUUCACACAUCAGUUUCCGAUUGGUGCCUGGCCAGGAGGUCGAGCAAGUCAUCGAGUCCCUUACAGCCUAUCUGAAGGAGCAAUUCACAGAGCUCGAGAGCGAAAACAUACUACGUAUUGAUGUGGAUAACACGGCAGAGCCAUGGCUGGGCGAGCCCGACAAUUACAUCUUCCGUACUCUCGAAGAGGCGAUCAUGAAGGCAUGGGCACCACUUUUCGCGACUGAUACAACGACAACUUCAGAUGACGAUAACGCACACAGCAGCGAAGACCAAGGCACAGCUAGCGGAAGUCGAAACACCACCUUAUCUGCUGGUAAAUCUACAAAGCCUCGAAAGCCACUGUACAUCCGUGAGGGUGGAUCUAUCCCUGCCAUUCGUUUUCUGGAAAAGGAAUUCAGCGCUCCAGCAGCUCAUCUUCCCUGUGGACAAGCGAGCGACUCCGCUCAUUUGGCAAACGAGCGCCUUCGUGUCAUGAAUUUGUUCAAGAGCAGGGAGAUCUUUGGAUCGGUGUUCAAAAAGUUGUGA